Marmota flaviventris (yellow-bellied marmot) is the source of this 2322-nucleotide messenger RNA. RefSeq names its product ring finger protein 227 (gene Rnf227). The record is from RefSeq and is a predicted model, not a curated record. Gene Ontology annotation, biological process: protein ubiquitination. Gene Ontology annotation, molecular function: ubiquitin protein ligase activity. NCBI's taxonomy places the organism in Eukaryota, Metazoa, Chordata, Mammalia, Rodentia, Sciuridae.
ACAAGAAGGUUCGCUUGCUCUGUCCACGGCUGAGUGAGCGGCACCCUAAAAUCUGUGGCGGGUACGAUGCAGCUCCUAGUGAGGGUGCCCUCUCUUCCCGAGCGAAGCGAGCUGGACUGCAAUAUCUGCUACCGGCCCUUCAACCUCGAGAGCCGCGCGCCCCGUCGCCUACCUGGCACGGUGCGCGCCCGCUGCGGCCACACGCUCUGCACCGCCUGCCUGCGCGAGCUGGCGGCGCGAGGCGACGGCAGCGGUGCGGCCGCGCGCGUGGUGCGCCUGCGCCGCGUCAUCACGUGCCCUUUCUGCCGCGCGCCCUCCCCGCUUCCGCGUGGCGGCGUCACGGAGGUCGCUGUGGACCCAAGCCUAUGGUCACGACUGGAGGAAAAAGCGCGGGCUGCGCGCGAGCGAAAUGAGGCGGGGAGCCUGGCCAAGGAAAGCGGCGAAGGAGAGGCAGACGACGAGGAAGAGGAGUGCGAGGAGGGGGCGGGCCCUAGAAGCGCGGGGUGGCGCGCGCUCCAGCGGCUCUGGGAUAGGGUCCUGGCGCCCGCGCGCCGCUGGUGGCGUCCGCUGCCUAGCAACGUGCUCUACUGUCCAGAGAUCAAGGACAUUGCCCACGUGACCUGUUGCACGCUGUAACCGAGUAAUCCGGAAGCUAUGGCAGAAGAAAAGUGGGAGCUGCAGCCUCAGGCGUGUUUUAGUACAGGGGACUGAUGUCAAGACUACCCCCUCCGAUCCCGGUAUUGGCACGUGAUGGAGUUGAGCCUGGGCAGAAGGAAACGCCCUGGGAGAUGUUGAUGCUGAGCUGGGAGCCUCCUAGACAAACUCGCCCCCAUCUACUGAUUGCCAGCAUUACAUUUUCAGGCCCAGGGAUGAUAUAAACAAAGCCUACAUUACUGUGGGAAGAAAACAGACUGUUUUCUUAGCUGUGGCUUUGGCUUUUGUCCAGGGCCGCUGUGGUGUGUGGGAGCAACAGGUCCCAUUUUAGCAGUUGUCAAUGGUUUGAAUAUUUUAAAAAGAUGGAAUGAGAAAGAGGCUAAUUUUCAUGGCAUGUUAGAAUUUCACUUCUCUGGCAUGUAAGGAUGCUAGUAUGCCUGUUGUCUCUCUACUCCUAGUUCUGUUCCAGAAAUUAUUGAGAUGCCUCCCUGCCUAUGAUUAGGUCCUUGCUUCAUUUCACAAUCUCUCUUCAGUCUGCUAGGGCAGGUAUUCGAAGGGCCAGAGCACAUCAUAUGAGACACCUAAUUAGGGUUUAUCAAGGGUAGCUCAGUGGUAGAGCGCUUGGCUCGCACGCGUGAGCCCUGGGUUCGAUCCUUAGGACCAUAUAAAAAUAAAUAAAGAUAUUGUGUCCAUCUACAACUAAAAACCUUUUUUUCAGAAGACGAAAGGAGAGUCAUUUGGUAAAAUCAUCAAAAUAUAAAACUUUAUAUUAUCUGUAUUUUUCAUAGUCACAGGGACACCCUGGCACUACUGAAAAAAGGUGCUUUUAUAAUUUUAAACUUGUGUCCUGUAAUGAAAACCUUACCUAUUGCAUGCUGUGAAUGCUAUUUUAUUACAUACCUAUAAAUAUCUUAAGAGUAGAGUCAUGGUCAAGGACCAGCAGUGUUGGUGUCAGUGUGGAGCUUGUUGGAAGUGUAGAAUCUCAAGAUCCCAAAUUUACUGAAUUAGAUUCUGAUUCUGUGUGAUCUGUGUGCAUGAAAAGUUUAAGAAGUAUUGGUCAAGAUCCUAGACACUCUAAGAUAUCAUCUGUGGACAGAUGAUUUAAAACACAAUCCAUGUACUAUCUUAUUGAAAGGUCUAAAUAUCAUUCUAUUGCUGAAGAAGUUAUUGUAUUACAUUUUUUCUGAGUUAAAAAUGUGAAUUUAAGCUGGGUGUGGUGGUUCAUACCUGUAAUCCCAGCUACUCAGAGGCUGAGACUGAAAGACGUUGAGACUGAAGGAUGGCAAAUGCCAUCUACUCCACCUCAAAAAAGUGACAAGUAUGGAUCCUGGUUGUUUAGCUUUGUCUCUAAGCUUUAUUAUUAUUGACAAGUUGUGAAAGUAUCCAUUUAUUUUUAGACUAGAAACUUUGUGUGUGCUACUAGGGAUUGAACCAGGCACUCUACCCUUGAGGUACAUCUCCAACCCCCCCCCCCUUUUUUAAUAUGUUGAGGCAGGGUCUCACUAAAUUGCUGAGGCUGGCCUCCUCAGCCUCCUGAGUCACUGGAAUUACAGGAAUGCUCUACACCUGGGUAAAUCUCCAUGUUCCUGGAUUUAUUUUGCUUGUUUUGCAGAAUUGGGGAUUGAACCCAAGGUACUUUACCUCUGAGCUACAUCCUCAGCCCUUUAU